Messenger RNA from Salarias fasciatus (jewelled blenny), 1115 nucleotides. RefSeq names its product Golgi apparatus membrane protein TVP23 homolog B. NCBI's taxonomy places the organism in Eukaryota, Metazoa, Chordata, Actinopteri, Blenniiformes, Blenniidae. Gene Ontology annotation, cellular component: Golgi membrane. Gene Ontology annotation, biological process: protein secretion; vesicle-mediated transport. Bases 28 to 627 code for a protein of 199 amino acids. The transcript is spliced from 7 exons. The record is from RefSeq and is a predicted model, not a curated record.
CGUCACAAGGAAGUAACUUCAGUCGAAAUGCUGCGACAGGACUCCCAAGACGCUCCGCUUUUUGGUGAAGAUUUGGACGCCGUCGGCAAAAGCAAGUCCAAAAUCAAACACCCCGUGGCCUCUUUCUUCCACGUCUUCUUCCGAUCAAGCGCCAUCCUGGUUUAUUUGCUGUGUGACAUCUUCAACAGUGGCUUCAUCCCCUGCAUGGUGACCAUCAUCCUGCUGCUGUCAUGUGACUUCUGGACUGUUAAGAAUGUGUCUGGCAGAUUGUUGGUGGGCCUGCGCUGGUGGAAUCAAGUGGAUGAAAAUGGGAGGAGUCACUGGAUAUUUGAGUCCAAAAAGUGGACAGACGGGAAAGACACAACCUCCAGCGCCGACUCCCGGAUCUUCUGGCUGGGACUCGUCGUGUGUCCGAUAUUCUGGAUGUUCUUUGUGUUCAGCACCAUCUUCUCUUUGAAGAUUAAAUGGCUGGCCGUGGUGAUAAUGGGACUGGUGUUACAAUGGGCCAACCUCUACGGUUAUGUUAGAUGUAAGGUGGGUGGAAAGUCCGACCUCAGAAAACUUGCAAAGAACUACCUCAGCGUCCAGAUUUUUAAGCAGGCGGCGAAGGAAACUGAGACUUCUUGAGAAUGAAGCGGACUCGGGACAACAAAAUGCAUGAGCACAAGAGUGAAUGAUUUUAUUGAUGUUCACUUGGUUCCAGUUGGAAAGGUGUUGCUCAUUUUUCAGGGUUUACAGAACUUUUAAAGAGAACUUGAGCUACAAAGGGCUUCACAGUGGUUUGAGGGAAUCCUGAGGGAGGAGAGGAGUCGUCAUAUAUAAACUGUAUAUUAUAAAAGAUGAGAAGAUAAUUUAUGGGAUAAAUAUAUGUAUGGCCGACUUACUGUGGCUGCUAAUCAAUCUAAGUUCUGUCUUUAAUGAAAUCAAACAUUAGAAUAUGCUUUUUGGGAAAUAAAGUCUUGUUAUGGCAGUGUGAGAUAUCAUACAGAGAAAUGGAGAAAUAAAUAAGCAUCUUUGGGGUUGGUGCUAUACAAACAAUGGUCUUGCGCCAUUGUUUUGGGUCAUUGUUCUAUUUUACAAAUAGAAAAAUAAAGUUUUGUUAUUUUCCAUGCUGA